Anthonomus grandis grandis is the source of this 1217-nucleotide messenger RNA. RefSeq names its product NADH-ubiquinone oxidoreductase chain 5-like. Gene Ontology annotation, molecular function: NADH dehydrogenase (ubiquinone) activity. The record is from RefSeq and is a predicted model, not a curated record. The transcript has 2 exons. Gene Ontology annotation, biological process: ATP synthesis coupled electron transport; electron transport coupled proton transport. Lineage: Eukaryota; Metazoa; Arthropoda; Insecta; Coleoptera; Curculionidae.
AUGUCAAAUCAUUUAAUGCUGGAAAACCCUUUAAUAGUGUUUAUUACAGCUUUUAUUGUAAUAGCUGCAAUUACAAAAAGUGCACAAAUCCCAUUUUCUUCUUGGUUGCCAGCAGCUAUAGCUGCUCCAACUCCUGUUUCUUCUCUUGUGCAUUCUUCUACUUUAGUUACAGCAGGAGUUUAUCUUCUUAUUCGUUCAAGUGAAGGGUUUUCUCAAUCUUUAAUAAUGAUUUUACUUUAUGGUUCAUUAUUAACUAUAUUUAUAGCUGGGGCUGGGGCAAAUUUUGAGUUUGAUUUAAAAAAAAUUAUUGCCCUAUCAACUUUAAGUCAAUUAGGGAUGAUAAUUACUAUUUUAUGUGUUGGAAGAACUAAAUUAGCUGUUUUUCACUUACUAAUUCAUGCUCUAUUUAAGGCUCUUUUAUUUAUAUGUGCCGGAGCUAUUAUUCACAAUUUAGGUAAUCAUCAAGAUAUUCGAUUUAUGGGCGGUAUUUCUUAUUUUAUGCCGUUAACUUGUGUUUGUAUAAAUAUUUCUAAUAUAGCUUUAUGUGGUCUUCCAUUUUUAUCAGGAUUUUAUUCUAAGGAUUUAAUUGCCGAAUUUUUAUCUGUAAGAUACACAGGAAUUUUUGUUUAUUCUUUAUUUUUUAUUUCUGUUGGUUUAACUGUUUCCUAUUCAGUACGAUUAUCUUAUUAUUUAUUUUGAUCAGACUUAAAUUUACUUACUUUAAGUAGAUUGAGAGAUAAUAAUGGUAAGAUUAUAUUAAAAGGAAUAAUAGGGUUAGUCUUUUUUGUUAUUUUAAAGGGUAGAGUUCUUUCUUGGCUAUUAUUUGAAAGCCCCAGAUUUCUUGUUUUACCAUUUUUAAUGAAAUUAGGGACAGUUUUUAUGAUUCUAAUAGGAGCUUUUAUUGGGUACGAAGUAUCCCAGAUAAAAUAUUUUUAUACUUCUAAAUCUAUAAAAUAUAUUUUAAUGUCUCAUUUCUGAGCUAAUAUGUGAAAUUUACCCAUUUUAUCUACUUUUUCAGUUAACCCUUAUUUUUUAAGUAUAGGGAAAUUAUAUUUUAAAACUUUUGACUCAGGUUGGUUAGAGUACUACGGUAGAAAGCAUUUAUUUUCUAGGUUAAAAUCUUUAACUAAAAUUUCCCAAUUAUUUUCAAAAAAUCAUUUGAAAAUUCUCUUAUUUAUUUGUUUAGGUACUUUAGCCUUAGUAAUCCUAUUUUUCUA